AUGAUCGAGAAGUUUGGUGGUGGUGGUGGUGAUGUUGGUGCGGAUGCAAUUCAGAACUCUCCACCUGUCUGCGUGCUCAUUCAUGCUGACGUCUGGUGUGGAUGCAGGUGGCUCGACAACCAAGGUCUGGUGGGACCCAUUCCACAGUCUAUCAGCAACCUCAAGAAUCUAACCAUGCUUAAAAUAGCCGGGAACGGGCUCACAGACAUCCCUAGUAGCAUCAGUGGGCUCGCUGUUUUAACUCAAAUAGAUCUCUCGCACAACGAGAUUUCAGGCACCAUCCCUGCUGGCUUCAGUGCUCUCGUCCAACUGCAGUACAUAGACAUCUCUCACAACAAUCUUGCAUCCAGCAUCCCUGCUAGCUUCAGUGGGCUCCGCAAACUAAAGUCCAUGUUGCUGUCCAAAAACAAUCUCUCUGGGCCCAUCCCACCAUCCCUAUAUUGGAAGCCUCAUUUACCUGGAAAGCUUGUCGAAGAAGCCACCAACAACUGGUCAGAGGACAACCAGCUAGGAUCGGGUGCCUUUGGUGACGUGUUCAAGGGGGUGUCUCCUCGCGAUGGUGUCACUGAGUGGGCUGUGAAGCGCGCCAAGCUGAUAGACGUGGACUUCCAACGGGAGGUGCAGCAAAUGGCCGACAAGAACCAUCCCAACAUCGUGCGACUUCUUGGGUUUGCUGUGGGGGGUGACAUGAGGACGCGGCCAGAACAAGUCCUCAUCUAUGAGUUUGUACCCAACGGUGACCUCGAGAGGUGGCUGGAUCCUGCAAGUGAGUCUACGUUCAAUGCCCCUCGUGCCUGUGAUGACACAUUCCAUAAUUGUGUGCCUUAUGCCGCGUGUUCAAUUCCAUGUGCCUAA
Molecule: messenger RNA, 855 nt
Organism: Closterium sp. Yama58-4
Lineage: Eukaryota; Viridiplantae; Streptophyta; Zygnematophyceae; Desmidiales; Closteriaceae
Source: the annotation of a GenBank genome assembly